AUGGCUUCGCCGGUGGUCAUCGACUUGGGCAGCGGCAGCUGCAAAGCGGGCGAAGCCGCGGGCUCCGCACCGCAGCUGGUGGUGCCUUCGCGCGUGGGGCGAGCGAAGUAUGGCCAGGGCGCCAUGAUUGGAGCUCAUCCGCGAGAGACCUGGGUGGGUCAUGAGAUUGAAGGAAAAGAAGCCAUCCUAAUUCAGAAGGAGCCCAUCCAUCGUGGUGUGGUGGUGAAUUGGGACGAUUUGGAGCACAUCUUCCGGCACAUCUUCUUCAAUCUCCACGUGGACCCGGCAGAGCAUCCGGUGCUGUUGACGGAACCAGCUCUGAAUCCCAAAGCAAAUCGCGAGAAACUCAUCCACAGCAUGUUUGAGACCUUCGGUGUGAAGCGCUGCUCUCUUUUCCUGCAACCCGUGCUGGCGCUGUACUCCUCAGGGAGGACAACAGGCGUCAUCCUCGACUGCGGGGACACGGUGACCUGCACGGUUCCCAUCUACGACGGUUUUCUGAUCGAAAGUGGGGUGCAGCAGCUGGAUCUGGGGGGGCGCGAGAUCACCUGCUACAUCUUGAAAGGCUUGCAAGGGCGCAACGACGACUGCAGGUUGUCCACAAGAAUGGGCUUCAAAAUUGCCGAAAACGUCAAAGAAAGUCUGGGCUUCGUUCAAUGCGACGAAGUCGAGGAGGGUGAGGUUAGCUUUGAGCUCCCAUCCCUCGAGUCCGAGUCGACGCAGAAGGCCGCUCCGCUGAGGGUGGGCGCGGAGCGGCAUCUGGGGCCGGAGGCCUUGUUCCAACCGGAGCUCCAAGGGAAGGAACAAGGUGGCGUGGUCGAGAUGGUGUGGCAAUCUGUGAUGAUGGCAGAUGCAGAUAUCCAGGAUGAGCUUUUGCUUUGGAUAGAUGAAAAAGACUACGAUGAAUUCGGUCCCACCCUGGUACAUGAGCGGCAGCGUUUCAGCGUCACCGUGGAGCUGGUGUCGCCGGAGCCCGGCUCCUCACAGGCUCAGGGCAUCAGUCUUCAAGGCGUGGGAACCUUGGACCUUCCUCCAGGCUUGGAACGGGAAUAUCGCUUCAGCGUCUAUGCGUAUCACGAAGGAAGCGCCUUGGUGCGGGUCCACCUCACCAGCCAGGAGACAGGCGAAUUCUUGAACAUCGAAGUGAAAUUUGAUUUCUUCGCCGCCGAAUCUCUGGCCACCAUCAAACUGGAUGCGGCGUGUCGACAAGUGGUGCGGCACAAGAUUGCGGUGGCCAACCCCUUGAUGCAGCCUGCCAGGUGUGGACAUGGCGGCAUGACUAGGACGGCAUAG
Cladocopium goreaui is the source of this 1293-nucleotide messenger RNA. NCBI's taxonomy places the organism in Eukaryota, Dinophyceae, Suessiales, Symbiodiniaceae. The record is from the annotation of a GenBank genome assembly.